Molecule: messenger RNA, 541 nt
Organism: Colletotrichum navitas
Lineage: Eukaryota; Fungi; Ascomycota; Sordariomycetes; Glomerellales; Glomerellaceae
Product: this family protein
Exons: 1
Coding region: 188-478 (96 amino acids)
Biological process (GO): Mo-molybdopterin cofactor biosynthetic process
Cellular component (GO): cytosol
Source: RefSeq, a predicted model, not a curated record
UUCUCUCCAAGUUGGGAUGAUGUAUCCAAAUUAGCAUGUAUUACCUGAACAUUCUUUGAUGUAUCCAAAUUAUCACCAAGAUCUCUGACACCAACAUUAUCGACCACAUUUCGUGUGUUUCGUUGAGGUUUAUGGCAUUAGCUUACGAUUUAAAGUCUAUAGAUCUCCUCAAUACCUCAGCUCAACAAUGACUGCGGUUUCAAGACCACCCAAGGAUCACUUUAAUGUGUUGUUCUUUGCCAGCGCCGGCUCUUUCACGUCCAAACAGCAACAGGCCUUCCCGGCCCCAAUGUCUAUCAAGAAGCUUUUCGACGCACUCGAAGAGAGCUACAGUGGUAUCAAAGAGAGGAUAUUGGAGUCCUGCUUGGUAACAGUCAACCUUGAAUACGUAGAUAUCCCGGGCCCUGACGAUGGUGAUGGCCUGGAGAUCCGGGCAGGUGAUGAGGUAGCCAUCAUCCCUCCCGUCAGCUCUGGCUGAGAGUCGGUCGCACUUCAGCGUGGUAGUUGAUAGCAAGCACUUGGUGAAGACUUGGAUCCAGUC